AUGUCAACUAUACUCAGAGGGGAGUCAAGGAGAUUCAAUAACAAACAAAAAGGACGACAUCAUUUGACGCCACAGAAGAGACAUGAGAUUAAGGAAGCGUUUGAAUUAUUUGACACUGAUGGAUCAAGUACUAUUGAUGCCAAGGAGCUCAAUGUUGCUAUGAGGGCCCUUGGAUUUGAGAUGACAGAAGAGGGUAAGAUAUCUGCAGCAGACAUCAGGCACAUUGCAAAGGAGCUAGCUCAAAAUUUUACUGAUAGAGAGAUUCAAGAGAUGGUUGAUGAUGCAGACCAAAAUAACGAUCGAGAGGUUGAUCCAGAGGAGUUCCUCAUGAUGAUGAACAGAACAAGCUUCCGCCACUAG
Vicia faba (fava bean) is the source of this 360-nucleotide messenger RNA. The record is from the annotation of a GenBank genome assembly. NCBI's taxonomy places the organism in Eukaryota, Viridiplantae, Streptophyta, Magnoliopsida, Fabales, Fabaceae.